Cooperia oncophora is the source of this 1482-nucleotide messenger RNA. Lineage: Eukaryota; Metazoa; Nematoda; Chromadorea; Rhabditida; Trichostrongylidae. The record is from the annotation of a GenBank genome assembly.
AUGGCCAGCAACGGUGAAGGUUUCGAUUAUAGCGAUGAAUACGAGCUGGAUGAGCCUUUCAGUGACUCGGACGAUGACCUCCGACCGAAACAACCAGAAAAACCGAACCUUAUAAUACCGCGUGGUAGGAUCAGAACUUUAUCCGGUACUGUACCAGUUGUUGGUUAUUCUCCGAAGUGGGGUGGACCAACGAUGUGUCUCAGCUGUUUGCAGUUCUUCGAUCUUCCUGAGCAAAUGGAUAUGUUUGAAGACCAUCUCCUGAAAGAACACAAAAUCGUCGUUUCUGAAAUGGGUCUUAUCGUCGAUCCGAAAAGAUAUGUCGAACACUGGCGUCAACGUUUCGCAAAGGAAAGCGUCGAUAUGAUAUUCCCACGCGUAGAGCCAAAGGAAGGGGAUAAAUAUUUCGGAGAAACGGACUACUAUUUCAACAUGUCGGAAGCGUUGCCGGAAGAUUACUCUGUACGUCAGCGAUUGGCCAUGCGUCGCCUUGAGGAAGCACUUUCAUGCCAACAACGAGAGAGGGAAGAUACCAAUUUCCAACAGCAAUGCAUCUUUUGUCGCUAUACAGCCCGUGGUAAUAGGUCUAAAAUUAUUCAUCACCUUUACAUGAUUCAUCAUCUGAAUCUCGGUUCUCCGGAUAAUCUCGUUUUCGUCACCGAGUAUAUCGAACACCUCAAGGAGAAGCUACAGAGAAACGAGUGCAUCUAUUGUGAGAAGACCUUCGGUGACCGCAACAUUCUCAUGGACCACAUGCGAAAGAGAAAUCAUAGAGAAGUUAACCCCAAGAAUCACUACUAUGACAAAUUUUACAUCAUCAACUAUCUGGAGCUUGGGAAACGUUGGCUGGACGUACUCGCUGAAGACUUUGAGGACACGAUGCCAACGUUCCUUGAUUCGGACGAGGAGGAAGAGGACAACUCAUGGUGUGAAUGGCAGGAGGAUAACGUAGAUGCGGAUGAGACUCGAGUUGUUUGCCUUCUAUGUCAUGAGAGUGACGAUACCGCUGAGGGUCUUUUGGCUCACAUGAAGGAAAAACAUGAGUUUGAUCUAGUGAAACUGAUUGAUGAGAACAGACUUGACGUUUAUCAGCGCAUGAAACUCAUCAACUACAUCAGAAAACAGAAUUUCAACGCGGUUUGCUUUAUUUGUCAACGCAGCGAUCUUGGAAAUACUCAGGAGCUCGCCAAGCAUUUGCAAGAACAUGAAAAACCGAUUAAGAGCCUCCCGGAUAAAUCGCUUUGGGAUACCGAGGAGUCUCUGGUACCAAUUUUCGGCAAUGAUAAUCUCCUCUGGAGGCUUGAAUCACUUUUGGAAAGUCGUGAUGGAGCAAGUGAUACCGAGGAGCGCACUCGUCGUGAAAGCGAAAAAGUUUAUGCUUCAUUCGUGGCUGAGAGUCGAAAGAACACGGUAGAGGGGGUCAUUGCUGAAGAUCUACCAGAUCUGCACGAACUGAAGGAAGACGACCUUGACGAGCUGAUGUGA